Tarenaya hassleriana is the source of this 1135-nucleotide messenger RNA. RefSeq lists its product as uncharacterized. The transcript is spliced from 5 exons. The record is from RefSeq and is a predicted model, not a curated record. The coding region runs from base 124 to 882 and encodes 252 amino acids. Lineage: Eukaryota; Viridiplantae; Streptophyta; Magnoliopsida; Brassicales; Cleomaceae.
UAAAAAUAAAAAUAAAAAACAAAUCAGAGGGCGUUCACCAAAAAGCAGAUCCUCUUGGAGAAGAUAUAUCAAGGAAGGAAGGCAAAAAACCCUAAAUUGCAUCUCUCUCUCUGCUUUUCCCCAAUGGCGGAUUUGGAUAAGCUAGAGAAGGGAGAUGCAGUAUUUAACGGCGACGGCGGCGGCGCGGCGGCGGAGGUGGAGAAGCCUAGGGAACCGGAAGGGAUAUCUGUGUUGGAUUUUGAUCUGCUGUGUUCCACGGUGGCGCUUCAAACGCAGGGCAAUUGGAUGAAGCUCGAGAGCGAUGAAGACAGAGAUUUGGAUAUCGAUUCUGGCGGCAGUGUGUUGCGGAUGUGGGAAGGAGAUGUCAUGGAUUGCUUCGAGGAUCGUCGUGUCUUAAUCGAAUCCGCUUGUUGUCCGUGCUACAGAUUCGGGAAAAACAUGAUGCGAGCUAGUUUUGGUUCUUGUUGUAUUCAGGCUACUGUUCAUCUGAUUCUUGUCGUUGGCCUACUUUUGAACAUCGCAGCUUUUGCUGUAACUAAGAGGCACUAUUAUCUCUAUUUCACUGUUGCUUUCAUCCUUUUGAUCGGAUCCUAUUUGGGUUUCUUCCGGAUGCAGAUAAGAAGGAAAUUCAACAUUAGGGGCGCUGAUAGCUUCUUGGACGACUGUGUCUCCCAUCUGAUCUGUCCUUGCUGUACAUUAAGCCAGGAAUCAAGAACUUUGGAGAUGAAUAAUGUCCAUGACGGUAUCUGGCAUGGACGGGGCGACAUGUUAUGUAUAGGUAGCUAUCCGGAAGGGAAAUCUCUUCUCGAGCUCCACUCACCUCCGGUAGUCGUUUCAUCCAUGUCUUCAGAAUCCAAGAACGGAGAACAAAGUAACUUGUAGCAGAGGUUAAAACUCAACCUCUAUAGGCCAUAUAGAUGAUGAUGAUCAUCAUCGUCAUUAGCUCUCCUGUAACAGAGUGCGAUCAGAUCUUCCAUCAAGGUUGAAUCAGCUUGGAUGCCCCAUGAUUUAACAGUUGAAUCUUGAAGUUGAAGCUUCAUAGGAAAUAGGCAAAAUCUGCAUCUAACAGUGACAGAUGGCACUUAGUUGUUCAUAACUUCAUAUAUAUAUAUAUAUAUUGCCAUUUUUACGUCUU